Schistosoma intercalatum is the source of this 489-nucleotide messenger RNA. The record is from the annotation of a GenBank genome assembly. Lineage: Eukaryota; Metazoa; Platyhelminthes; Trematoda; Strigeidida; Schistosomatidae.
AUGCCAAGGCCGAAGAAGCCAAAUCGACUCCCUUUAGAGUUUAUCAAUGUACCUUUUUCCAAACCGAAAGGCGAGACUGUAUAUAAAACAUGUUCCGAAGUUUAUCCGGAAGUAAAAAGAGCGCCUACUAAUGAUGCCUACUUUUGGUUUGAACCAUGCUUUAAGACUGUAAAAGUUGAAAAGAAGCGACCAAUAAGUAGGAGUACUUCGAGUCCCCGUCAACAUUUACCAGAGUUACAGUUUUUAUUAAAUGGGCCAAUUCCGAUUAAUUCGAUAUCUUCUCUCAAAAAACAGAAGUCCUGUCCCUUGUUCCCUUUGAAGUCGCCCGAAGUGCUUACUCGAAAAGUUGUUGUGUUAGUCGAAGAGACUCCUGAAAGUACUAAUCGUAUGACACGACGAUAUUCAAAGUAUAAUUCCACGGUUAACGCUUUGUCUGAACAAUUAUCUGAAUGCACCGAAGAUAUGUUAAAGCUGACAAUUAAAAAAUAA